CGGCCGUGACCUCGCCCUUAUUCCCCGACUUGAACAAGGCGAACUCGGGCCCGUACCAUUCUCGCAACAUAUGGGCCUUCUGUUCCUUGGUGGCUGCCCCACGGUAGAUGUCGUCCAGAAUCCAGGAUGCUUCGGAAUGGUUGAUAAGCUUGCGGAUUUUCCCAUAAAACUCGGGGAUGAUGAUGUCGCGAAUCUCAGUAUCGUUCUGGACAAGGAGUUUGCCGAUGAGGAACUUGGCAUAUCUGCUCUCAGCAAGUUGCGCAUAGGCACCCUGAAGCUCCUUCGCGAUCUGCUUCCUUUGGACUGGGGUUGAGUAUUUGAUGGCCGUCUGGACAGCGCGCACGGCGUCGUGCUUCAAUACGAAGUCUUUGAUGCGCCCGGUAAUGAUGGAGAAGAGCUCGUCGACCAGUUGCUGGCGCUCCUCCUUGGGCACAUGCGACUUGCGGCGCAAUCUCUCCCACAACUUUUUCGUCCGCUGAACCUCGUCCGCCAAUGGUUUCCCGGCUUUACGUUCUUGCGCCAACUGUUUCUGCUUCGCAUGAGCCUCGCGGGAGGUUUGUCCUGUUGGCUUGUUAACACCGAUAGAAUUGAGUCUCGAGUCUCACAGGCAAGGACGACAAACCUUUCUCCAACGCCUUGCCAGUGGCCUGGCCGUUCGCUGUUUUCCCCUGCUUCAAAGCAGCGCCUCCGUCGUCCGAGUCGGAAAAGGUGGCGCCAUCACUUUCAGAAGUCUUUGGCUCGACUUUCUUGUGCUUCGGCCCGGUGGUAGUCUUCGCCUUCUUCGCUCUGCUGCCAUCGUUGUGAUGCACCUUUCUCUUUACGCUAGGUUCCGAGAAAUUUGGCGCCAUUUUGAUGUCCGCCGCUGAAGAGUGAAGCAAUUCGAGAGGUGUUGAAUGGUGAUCGAUCCAAGGUUGAGCUCACCCGCCAAACUCGAAAUGCUACGCUACCAGUUCUACUUUGGCCGAAAUUUUUUUUGGAAGCCAAUUCCUAGGAUCCCUGUUUCUGCCAGGCGGUCAGACUAGCGUGAGCUUGGCGGGCCGGGGUGGACGCAAGACCCCAUGUCCAAAAGUUGUGCCCCUCCUCCAACAAACCAGCAAAUCCACCAGACGAACCACACUCCCAUCAGCAAAGAGUAAAUCCAACCCCACCCACUUCGUUCCAAGUGCUCACAGGAAGACCUGGUCCUCCGCCUGGCCAGGACAUCAACGACGACACAAAGCCGCUAUUCUAUACAGCACAGAUACUUAAGAUGGGGCGUGAGGAUCAAAUUGAGGAAAGAGAGGUUCUGGACUCUAUCUUUCCAGACGAGAUUACAGACAUAUCCGAGACUGAAUACAGAAUAUCGAUCGUCCUCGAUAUCCCAGACGACAAGGAGGAACCUCCGAUUAUGCUCCUUACUGUGCGCUACCCCGAGGAAUAUCCAGACAAGGCACCAUUCCUAGAGCUCUCGGCGUCACAGAACGCAAUCCCUCACCCGCACCUCAACAUCGCCGAGGAUAAGGAGCAGCUUUUACGGAGGUUGGACGCAACUAUCGAAGAAAAUCUUGGGAUCGCAAUGGUGUUCACUUUGGUCUCGACACUCAAAGAAGCCGCAGAGCAACUAGUGCUGGAUCGAAAGGCAGCUAUCGUGAAGGCACACGAAGAAGCCGUGCUGGCUGCCGAACGUGAGGAGAAUAAGAAGUUUCAGGGAACCCCGGUUACACGCGAGACAUUCUUGAAGUGGAGAGAGUCGUUCCUGAAAGAGAUGGAGGAGGGCAGAAUCAGGGAAGAGGAGGAAAGACUGGCCGAGUUGAAGAAAGCCCGGAUAAAGGAGCCUAUAAAGCUCACAGGAAAACAGCUUUGGGAACGUGGCCUCGCAGCGGCCGGGCAAGAUGAGGCUGAUGAUGAUACCGUCAUUGAGGAAAUUCAGAAACUUGAGGUUGGUGAAAAUUAACUAGGUGUGUUUUCAAUCAAAGGAGCACGCUUGUACCACAUUUUUCAACUACACGAUCGCAUAGGGUAUGGUAUUUUUCAUUGGGGAGUCAUUCCUGGUAUAUCUCAUGUAUUAAUUUUGAAGUCCGGAUGGAGCGUGGCCUCCUCAAUGCUCGUGGGUUCAUCCGAACCCCAGGGUCUUCAGGCGGCAGAUCUGUCCACAGUCCCAAGCUUCUUUUCAAGGCCUCUUUGGCUUCUUCGGUUCGUGACUGUGAGAUUCGUACGUUUGCGACAGUUUGCCAGGUAUCUGGCUGUUCAGGGGCCAGCAUAAUAGCCUCGGUAAUCAGCGCCUCGCACCGACUCUCAGCAUCGUCCUCCCAGCUGAGAUCUGUCAUGUAGACCUCGGCAACGGCGCAGAGAGUAUCUGCCAGCUUUCUUCGUUUCUCAUUGAUGGCAACUUCCUGUUCGCCGCGGGUAAGGGGCCGUGACUCUAGUGCGUCGGUAAGUGUCUGAAUCUGGGCACGCAGUGCGGCCGCACCACGCUCGAACCAGCCAACGCUGUCUUGACCACCUUCUUCACUUAGUUGUGCAAGCCAAAGAAACUUUUCGGCACCGCCACCCAAAUCUUCCGGAAGCGAACCAUCUUCAUCCACCUUGACGGCAGACAGGAAGAACUGGCGAGCACUGUCAACCUCUCCCAACUCGACAUGUAUUUGACCCAGAAGCGACAGCGCGGCGCCAGCCUGUCGUCCGUUGUCUCCGAUGUGAUCAUACGCUGUCCUGGCGACUUUGGCGGCGCCCUCCGCAUCGCCGACCUCGAGCAUGCCGACGGCUUGCACAAGAAGCUCUCUGGGGUUGACAUUUGAGGAUUGCACGGCGGCGGCUUUGGCUCGGAGUCUGUCCCUUGCCUUGUCUUUGGUCGACUUCUUUUUUGGUUUUGUCGGCGCCAUCGGUUCGCAGGUCUAUGUGGGAUUGGGGAGGGCGAAA
Molecule: messenger RNA, 2898 nt
Organism: Podospora bellae-mahoneyi
Lineage: Eukaryota; Fungi; Ascomycota; Sordariomycetes; Sordariales; Podosporaceae
Gene: GIR2
Product: Protein gir2
Exons: 3
Coding region: 1250-1933 (227 amino acids)
Biological process (GO): cytoplasmic translation
Molecular function (GO): protein binding
Source: RefSeq, a predicted model, not a curated record